Arachis duranensis is the source of this 1052-nucleotide messenger RNA. RefSeq lists its product as uncharacterized. The coding region runs from base 222 to 746 and encodes 174 amino acids. NCBI's taxonomy places the organism in Eukaryota, Viridiplantae, Streptophyta, Magnoliopsida, Fabales, Fabaceae. Gene Ontology annotation, molecular function: ATP hydrolysis activity; ATP binding. Gene Ontology annotation, biological process: reciprocal meiotic recombination; meiotic recombination checkpoint signaling. The record is from RefSeq and is a predicted model, not a curated record. Gene Ontology annotation, cellular component: chromosome; nucleus. The transcript has 8 exons.
GGGAGAACCAGAGGGACCGUCGCUGCCAUCAUCGUGCGUCGCCAUUGAGCACACGGACGAAAGGGAGACGCGAGCAGUGAGCGAGAGGAAGCUUCGUCCUCGUCGCCGUUCCGUCGCCACCGUUGAAGCCAGCCUCGUCGUCAUCACCGAAAGUGCGCUGUCGAUUAGGGAAGGAUGAAGAGGAAUGCGAACGACUAGAGAAAGAGAAAGAAGAAGAACGCAUGGUGGUGGGUGUUUUCCUUGCCGUUACCGUCGCAGUUGUUGAAGCUCACCGUCGCCGCUGUGAGAGACGCUCCUUGCUGGCGCUGCUACUAGGGGUUUGGAGAGAAUGGCCCUGUUCUGCCUCUGCCUCUGGGUUCUGCAAGUUGCUAGAGUCCUCUGCCGCUGGGAACCAACACUGGAGCUGCCCUAAGCUAGUGCUUUGCUCUUUACUGAAAAGGGUGUUGAUCCACAUUCCUUGUUUCAUGGAAUCGGGACCCUGGAUUGGAAAGAUUUCAUUAUGUAAAGCAUUAGCUCAAAAAUUAUCGAUUCGAUUUAAUUCAAGAUUCCCACAGUGCCAGCUUAUUGAAGUGAAUGCACAUUCUUUAUUGAGUAAAUGGUUUUCUGAAAAUGGCAAGCUGGUUGCAAAACUUUUCCAAAAGAUUCAAGAAAUGUGUGUGGUCAUGCAGAUGAAGUCGAAAGCCUUGCUGCGGCCAGAAAAGCUGCUAUAUCCGGUUCAGAUCCUUCAGAUUCUAUUCAGGUUGUAAAUGCAUUACUAACUCAGAUUGACAAGUUAAAAUCAUCUCCAAAUGUGAUAAUCCUAACCACAUCCAACAUAACUACUACUAUUGGAAAAUCAUUAUGAAGGAGAGAAAGAACUUAAUCACACAAAUUGUGAAGAUCAAAUACUAGAGAGUAAAAAUCACCAAUUUGUGAAGGUGAUGAAGAAUCUAUUUACUAUUGUAAUAUAUCAAUCUCUUUUCUUUAUGAUUAGAUAUGGUUAUGACUUAGACUCUUAUUAUGUGAUUUUAAAGUAUCUUAGUUUAUUUGACUUCUAAAAUGAUAAAAUCUCU